Molecule: messenger RNA, 747 nt
Organism: Pistacia vera
Lineage: Eukaryota; Viridiplantae; Streptophyta; Magnoliopsida; Sapindales; Anacardiaceae
Product: glyceraldehyde-3-phosphate dehydrogenase, cytosolic-like
Exons: 6
Coding region: 140-664 (174 amino acids)
Molecular function (GO): NAD binding; oxidoreductase activity, acting on the aldehyde or oxo group of donors, NAD or NADP as acceptor
Source: RefSeq, a predicted model, not a curated record
UGGUCUCGGAACAUCCGAUCUUGACUAAUCCGCUACUUUCCCAUUUUACCCUUCCACUCUCUUCCCUGUAUAAACCAAAUAACUUUUCAAUAUUCUCUUCGUAUCACUCUCUGUUUCGGCAUUAUAACUGUAUCUCAUCAUGGCCAAGAUCGAGAUUGGGAUUAACGGAUUCGGAAGAAUCGGACGUUUGGUGGCGAGAGUUGCUUUGGAAAGAGACGACGUUGAGCUUGUCGCUGUCAAUGAUCCUUUCAUUACAACCGACUACAUGACGUACAUGUUCAAGUAUGACAGUGUUCAUGGGCAAUGGAAUAAACACGAACUCAAGGUCAAGGACUCAAAGACUUUGCUUUUUGGAGAUAAACCCGUCACUGUUUUUGGUGUCAGGAAUCCUGAGGAGAUCCCAUGGGGUGAGACUGGAGCUGAAUACGUUAUAGAGUCCACUGGAGUUUUUACUGACAAGGACAAAGCUGCUGCUCACUUGAAGGGUGGUGCAAAGAAGGUUGUUAUUUCUGCACCAAGUAAAGAUGCUCCCAUGAUUGUUAUGGGCUUGAAUGCCAACGAAUAUAAGAAAGACGUUGAUAUUGUUUCCAAUGCUAGUUGCACUACCAAUUGUCUUGCUCCAUUGGCUAAGCCACUCAAAAGACUGUUGAUGGCCCUUCGAUGAAGGACUGGAGGGGUGGUAGAGCUGCUUCUUUCAACAUCAUUCCCAGCAGUACUGGAGCUGCUAAGGUAUCAUUAUUUAUUCAU